Molecule: messenger RNA, 828 nt
Organism: Dendrobium catenatum
Lineage: Eukaryota; Viridiplantae; Streptophyta; Magnoliopsida; Asparagales; Orchidaceae
Exons: 1
Coding region: 1-828 (275 amino acids)
Source: RefSeq, a predicted model, not a curated record
AUGGCCAACUCUCCGAAAGCAUCCUCUGCAACCGCCCAAUCUCACAUUCCUCCGACUGAAACCUCCCAGAUUUCCCAGUCGCUCAAAUUCGUCGUCUCAAAUCUCAAAACGCUCGUCCCGAAUCAACUCUCAUCCGAGAAAUAUCCUCUUUGGUGUCAUCAGAUUUCAAAGCUUCUCCGCGCCAAUGAUUUCGAUCACUUUCUUGCUCCACCCACCCUCUCACUGGACUCCACUGAUCCUGCCGAAGCUUCGCUGAUCAAGAACUGGCGGUUCAUAGACCAGAAUCUUCAGACAGCCCUGUGCUCGACGAUCUCGCCGACUGUACUCCCAUAUAUUCUUCAUCUCGACACCACACAUGAGAUUUGGCAAGUUCUUGAAAGCCAGUUUCAGGCUACCAGUCGAUCCAAGGUGAUUCAGCUCAAGAAUGAGCUUCAUCACAUAUCCAUGAAAAAUUUCUCGAUGAUCCAGUAUCUUACAGAAAUCAAGAAGCUCGUCGAUCAAAUUGCAUCAGCUGGGUCUACAAUCGAUUCUGAAGAUAUUGUUCUCUACAUCUUGAACAGUUUGCCGUCGGCGUAUCACUCGUUCAAAACGUACAUUCGGAACUCACCCACUCAAAUUCGUCUUGAAAAUCUGUAUGCCAUGCUUAUCAGUGAAGAGAUCCAUAUCAAUGCUGAUGCCACUCGCAACUCCGUCGAAACCAGUCAACAAUCGGCUCUAUACGCUAACAAGGGUCGAGGUCGUCGCACUCGAGGUCGCUCCAACCAAUCUCAAAACUCGAAUGGCCGAUCAGGACAACAGCAACAACAGCUAAUCACUUGCCAGAUCUGA